AUGCUCCAAUUUAACAUUAAAAGAGAACCUGAGAACAAAGUUUCAAUUUUAAAAUCUACAUUAUAAGAGACAGUGCUCUUGUAUCUAACAGGAACAACGCCUGUGAUGAACUCUAAUGGCAUCACGAGUACAGUCCGUGUUUUACACGUUGCCUGGGAACAACGCAGCUCCCGUUUGAUUCACCACGACUCGCUCGUUUCAUCACAGCGAGUUUAACGGGAACGACAGAUACCGAAAGUCACACAACAUGGAGGAAGAGUGCACAACUUUACCAGUUUAAACAACAUCUCUGAUAAUCGACAAGUGACAUCCAACAGCGGGAAGCGAGUAUUUCACGUGAGGAAUCAUUGGACUCGAGCGCGGAGCUUUUAAGCUGGAAACAUCCGUGAACAUCUGAUCUGAGACACAACAUCAAAUAACACUGAGGUAAACAAGUCUGAUCUCAGAAUAUAUAUGUACAAUUAAUCCGAAAAUGUAUAUCGCUUCUGCUAAUAUCCUACUUAAAGGAAGUGUUAUCCCGGUCGUCUUUAAAAGCACCCCAGAUUUUACGUUUGAUUUCAUUUUGCCUUGGCUAUACGUAUUUCAGUGUCUUAAGAUUGUCUUUAUAGGGUUUCAUCAGUAUAUCGUCAUAUGAUCCAUAAAUGAUGAGCAAAUGAUCAGAAUGUAGAUCAGAGUCUAUAAAGAUGAAUUGGGAGCUGUCCGCGGUCCUGAAAGCGCUAUGAAGACAAAGUACUUGCGUACAUAAAUGUUCAAACAAACUUCAUUCUGUCUCGGUCCUUUUGAAAUAAAAUGACAUCAGUUUGGAUUUAAAAAGUUUUUAAAUUGUCUCAAAAGCGAAAAUAUUCAAAGAGCGAAUGAAUGACCUGCUGUUAAGAUUUCUGCUUCACACUACUUUGUAGACCGUGCUACUAUUUUACCUUUCAAACUAACCAGAGUUUUAUUUUUAAACUUAAGAUAAGAUGCAAUAUCUAAUGAAACAUCCCUAGGCUGGGUUUCAAAUCUAACAAUAUCCAUACAUAAAACUUAGAAAGGACUGUUGUCUCCUACCCUCUUCAUUGAGUUCUUGGAUGUAGUAACAUAGCUUAUGUCCAUUUGCCUGCUGUGUUCAAUCACUAUAGAAACAAGAGUGGUUAAGCUUUAAAUGUGUCUAUAGAGCAGUCUUUCCCAGCAUGCUACCCUUCCGUCAGACUAAAAUAGUCGAGACGAUCAUAUCGUAUGUACAGCAGAAUAAAUAUAGAUCAUGCUUUGAAAAACAAGCCAACUGCUUUACCAAAAGGGAAGAUGAAAUAUCCUGUCAAAAAAUGUAUAUUGACUUAUUAGAUAAAGCUUUAUUUCAAGCCACCAUAGCAAGGUUUGCUAUUCAUAAUGUACUGUACAUCAUAUUUCAGUGCUAUUUAUCUUUCUGAAUUUUACAAGCCAUUUUGUCAGAGAAUGUAGAAAUCAUUACUGUCUUGGGUUGAGACGUGACGGAUUUUUGACUCAGAAUCUGUUUCUAUAAAGAAGUAAUGAUGUACGAAUAAUUCUCCAUUACUAACCAACCUCUGCUUGUUACUCUAGUUGUUAUGAAACGGUGAGUCACAGUUCUAAUGGAUUUAAGGGUCAUACGUAUCCAACAUUUCAAUCCAUUUCAGCUGACUAUUAUAAUAGCGCUCAGGCAAAAAUAACCACUUCCUGCUCUAACAGGAAAUAGAUUCUAUUAAAAUUUUGGAAAAUUUUCUCUGAGCCGAUGGUUUUGAGAGCACGGCUUUUCGCUGCAAUGGGCUUUGUGAUGUGUGACUUGACAUUCAGCCGGAUAGACAGCUCUCUCCUCCCGAAGGCAGAAAUUUGAAUGCAUCACUCCAAAAGACAGACAACUCGCAUACCAUAAACCAUCAGACAUGAAUGACGACCAAGAGAGACAGGAAACCCACUUCUUUCGAAUGAUGUUGUACAAAAUAAGCGUUUCAUCUAGCUCGUUCUCUUUCUCUUUUCAUUUUUUUAAUCGAAACAGAAAAGAUUAGACCCUUAUCGAUUUCACCUCUCUCACGGGAAGAGGUUGUUUUUGUCUGUCUGUUUAUUUAUCCUGACAGGUCUUUUUAUUUAUUUUAGGGCUGCUGCUCUCCAGUAAACACUCUGUGAUGCUGUAGACACCAAGAUCAAAAACACUUCUCUCAAGGAUGAAGAUCAGAGCCUCCAAAAUAAACAUUCUUGUGUCUAUUUGCUUUGUAUACAGAGUCUUGAACAGUCCUGCGGUCUAACCUGGUACAAAAGUAGGAUGGCCAAAGCAUUCCAUAGACUACUGCACUUCUUAAGGCGGGCACAGUUGCUCCUCCUUUUCCUGGGCGUGGCUUACAUCAUGGCAGGAAGUGUUUUAAUGUAUCAACGCUUUAGUUUUUCAUCCCUUCAGAGAGAAACGGAUAGCAUUACGAUCCCCUCGCUACCCGCACCGCCAGGUGCUCAGGAAGAUCCUGCUGUCAGAUGGUUUUACAGGAGGAAUGGUGCCAGACUUAUGCUGGAUGAGGAGAACCAACCUGUUGAUCUUUCAGGUAGCAGAUCAGCCCAGAAACACCUCAGAUCUCACAGUUUGGAAAGCAGAUAUAAGAGACGUCGCUGGUUCCAGGGAAAUACAGAUGAACAGCAAAGACCUCCUGAACGUAAUCUGUUACAUAAGAAAAACAGACAUAAGGGGACCUACAUUGGAUGUUUCAUAAACAACGAAACGGAACACGCACUUGGAGGCAUCGUUCUUUAUGACUUCCGUAAAAUGACCAGUGCCUUGUGUCAGGACACCUGCUCAGAGAGUGGAUUCCGGUAUGCAGGGCUGGAAUAUGGAGCGGAGUGUCACUGUGGCAACAGAGUCUGUGCCCGUCGGGCUCGUGGAGAGGAAUGUUAUCUGGAUUGUCGGGGAGAAAAGGGACCCCCCUGUGGAGGGGUGGGACGCAUGUCUGUCUACAGAGUUGAGGAUCGGCUUCCUGGUCAGAGAAAAUACAGAACUGUGCACUACCACGGAUGUUUCAAGAAGCCAAAGAACUCGACUGACAACGUCCUCGUCAAGACCUCUGGGCUCACACACACCCCUCAAGAGUGCAUAGAGAUCUGCACUGAACAGGAGCUGCCAUUAGCCUUUUUAAGAGGGCGGGAUUGUUUCUGCGACCACGCCCCCUUUGUCUUUACACUGCAGUGGAGUGGACAGGAACACACAUGUGGGAGGGGCAACCAAACAAACCGCACCUCCCAACAUGACCUCAACUACCUCCAGGUGUACAGUACGCCUGUUUUAGAUGCAAAAUGCAAAGAAAGAAACUUUCUGCCCCAGAGGUCCAGCACUCUUGUGGCCCUGUCCAGCUUUCCAGGGGCAGGAAACACCUGGCUGCGACACCUGAUCGAGUCGGCCACUGGAUUCUACACUGGCAGUUAUUACUUUGACGGAUCGCUUUAUAACAAAGGUUUUAAAGGUGAGAAAGAUCACUGGCAGAGCGGAAGAGUCCUUUGCGUCAAGACUCACGAGAGCGGCCAGCGGGAGAUUGAAAUGUUUGACUCUGCCAUCCUGCUGAUGCGAAACCCCUAUCGCUCGCUCAUGGCGGAGUUUAACCGCAAGUGUGCCGGACACCUGGGCUACGCUUCAGACGCUCACUGGAGGAGCAAAGAGUGGUUGGAGUUUGUGGACAGUUAUUCCUCCUGGUGGGUGUCUCAUGCUGUGGCUUGGUUGAAGUUCGCCCGUCGUCUGCUGGUGGUUCACUUCGAGAAUCUUCAGAAAGAUCUUGUUCCACAGUUUAAGACCAUCACUGCUUUCCUGAACAUCAGCAUUCCCGAGGAAAGACUUCUCUGCACGGAAAGCAACAGAGAUGGACAUUUUAAACGCUCUGGAUCUCGUAUUCUGACCUUUGAACCCUUUACCUCUGAAAUGAGAGAACGUAUAGAUAAAUACAUCCAAACUGUUGAUAAAGCUCUCAGAGACAGAAACCUCAGUGGAAUACCAAAGGAGUACAUGCACAGAUGAGAUUACAUGAACACAGCUAUCGCCCCCUACUGGAGUGGAUGAAGCGGAACCACAAAGUGCCUCAAAUGACGUCUCUAAAAACUUUAAAAACAAAAAAACUAUUUUUUGGUUGGUCUUAUACUU
Messenger RNA from Triplophysa dalaica, 4102 nucleotides. RefSeq names its product WSC domain containing 1b (gene wscd1b). The record is from RefSeq and is a predicted model, not a curated record. The transcript has 8 exons. The coding region runs from base 2255 to 3979 and encodes 574 amino acids. Lineage: Eukaryota; Metazoa; Chordata; Actinopteri; Cypriniformes; Nemacheilidae.